Messenger RNA from Perca fluviatilis (European perch), 962 nucleotides. RefSeq lists its product as uncharacterized. Lineage: Eukaryota; Metazoa; Chordata; Actinopteri; Perciformes; Percidae. The transcript has 5 exons. The record is from RefSeq and is a predicted model, not a curated record. The coding region runs from base 36 to 929 and encodes 297 amino acids.
CAGGAUCACAGUGGUACCUGAGCUGUUUAUUCAACAUGAUGGCUGUUUGGUGUACUGCUGGGACUUUGCUCCUUGUUUUGCUGACUGGUUUGAGUUACAGCUACCCUAUGCAGCAAGUUUCUGCUGGCUCUAACUGGAUGGUUCCUUUUGGUGGAUUUGCCCCUUCUGGUUCUUGGUCUGCCUCUCAAACUGUCUCAAAUCCAGCUCAGUCCAACUAUUUUGUUGCACCUCCAGGAUAUGCUCAAGGCUCCUCUGCAGACCCUGCCUCUAAACAAGGCAUUUCCUGGGCUGUUGCACCUCCCAGUCCAUUUUCUGCUGGAGCAUCCACAGGACCUAGCACUCAGCAGUUUGCUGCCAGUGGACCUGCCCUUCGACCACUUGGCCUUAACUUUGUGAUCCAGCCUGACUAUCUUCUUCCACAGUACCAGGCAGGGGAACUUUUCCAGGAACAGAAAAGCUUCGAGCAAGGCAACUCCGAAUCUGAGAGCGAAGCGCAAGGUUCCAUGCCACCACCUCGUUUUGUCUAUGCUGCACAGCCUUCACAAGGCUUUAAUGGAGGACCUGUGCCAUCAGGCCUGGUCUCCUAUCCUUACCCUUCCUAUGACUACAUGUUCCUGAAUGGCCAGUAUCCUCCAGGCACAUAUACUUACACCAGCAACAGCCUUGAGCAGGGGAGGGACAGCAGGGAGGAUGCUCACUACACAAGGGACAACUAUCCCAGCACUCAGCAGACCAAGAACAUCCCUUAUAGACAUCGCACCGUCAGGCAGGCGAGUAUGGGGAGUGCUAGUCAGAGUGGUGCAGCGACUGGACAACAGCAGCCCUACAGUGGAGUUGGUGUACAAGGUUCUUACUCACAGCCGGGCCGACACCGCCGGGGAGCGCCGAGAACACUCAUGCAAAAGGUUGGCUACCAGGUGAAUCUGUAAAGAGCUGUCAAUAAAAUCUUAACCUGUACAUUU